UCGGAAUAUGGAGAAUUAGAGUAUCCGGAGAGAACCAAAAUGGUUUAGUGCAUUAUUGCAUUUGAUCACGUAAUAUCUCACGUGAUUGCUGAGCGCAGAUCACGGGACUGCGCUCAGCCCUGGAGCAAUUUUGGGGUGUCUCGCUAAGCGUCCCGUUUCGGGUUAGGGCGAGCCGCGCCGAACACACCUCGCAAAUUGGUAGUAUUGUGCGUCGUCGUCUCAUACUCAACCCUAGCGACGACAACCACGACAACCCGGACGACUUCAGCGGGUCAUUUCUGACUUCCUUCGACUUGUUUGUGUUGCUCAGAAAAUCCGUCACAAUGCCUUCGGAACACGGUCACAGACUUUACGUUAAGGGUCGCCACCUGAGCUACCAGCGCUCUAAGCGUGCUGUCAACCCCAACACAAGUCUGAUCAAGAUCGACGGUGUUGACAACACUGAGGCCGCCAACUUCUACCUGGGCAAGAAGGUCGCUUUCGUCUACCGGGCCAAGCGUGAGGUCCGGGGUUCCAACAUCCGAGUGAUCUGGGGCAAGGUUACCCGGCCACACGGCAACUCUGGUGUUGUUCGCGCACAGUUCCGCCACAACCUCCCCCCCAAGUCCCUCGGUGCCACCGUUCGCGUUAUGCUCUACCCCUCCAACAUCUAAACGACCCGCUGUUUGUUAUAUGUUAGUGGCAACUCCGGAAUCUUUGCGCAGACGGACAGGCAAGGAGUCAACGGGAUAAGCCCGGGCUUGAGAUGGAGUUAGUGGGUUGAUAAUGUUCGUGGGAGAGGCAGGGCCGCUCAGCCCUACGAAUCAAAAAUAAAAAAGAAAAAUGGGAACUCUUGUCUACUUUACAACCUGGUUAUUUGCUAUCUUUAUAGACACUCAGACG
Molecule: messenger RNA, 882 nt
Organism: Aspergillus ochraceoroseus IBT 24754
Lineage: Eukaryota; Fungi; Ascomycota; Eurotiomycetes; Eurotiales; Aspergillaceae
Product: 60S ribosomal protein eL33
Exons: 6
Coding region: 324-653 (109 amino acids)
Biological process (GO): cytoplasmic translation; ribosomal large subunit biogenesis
Cellular component (GO): cytosolic large ribosomal subunit; ribosome
Molecular function (GO): structural constituent of ribosome
Source: RefSeq, a predicted model, not a curated record